This is a messenger RNA of Mytilus trossulus (common blue mussel), 1299 nucleotides long. Its product is annotated as neural cell adhesion molecule 1-like. Bases 1 to 1299 code for a protein of 432 amino acids. The transcript is spliced from 7 exons. Gene Ontology annotation, molecular function: protein binding. The record is from RefSeq and is a predicted model, not a curated record. NCBI's taxonomy places the organism in Eukaryota, Metazoa, Mollusca, Bivalvia, Mytilida, Mytilidae.
AUGGCUAUUAAAUCUCUUCCUAAUGGUCCUUCGGCAGUAAUACUUUCACCACAAACAAAACAGUAUACUGUAAGGUAUGGACAAAACAUUCCUCCUAUCAACUGUACAACAAAUUGUAGACCUGAAUGUAUAUACACAUGGUUUGGUCCUCAUGUUCUCUCUGGUACCAAAAACGUUCUAAGUUUUGAAAAUAUACAGAAAAAUCAAAGAGGGGACUAUAACUGUAAAGCAAUUAAUGAAGUUGGCAGUAUGCAGUCAGCUGCAAUCAAUGUGAACGUGCAAUAUGAGCCCAUUGUAAACAAAGUGACGAUAAAUGGUACGAACUUUACUGUAAGUGAAAACACGAGAGUUAUAUUAUUUUGCAAUUUCGAAGGGAAUCCUGUACCAACAAUCACAUGGACAAAAAAUAACAUAAUCCUAGGUGAAGAUGUUGAAAACAGCGGACGGUCUUUUUAUACAAUUAACGCAGUACGAUGCAAAGAUACUGGAAAUUAUUCGUGUGUAGCAAAUAAUUCACUUGGAAUGUCAUCCGCACAGCAAUCACUGUUUGUCACUUGUUUUCCAAGACUCAAUGUAUUUAAACAACAGCCUCCGAAAAUAGCAGGGCUUUUAAUUGGAGAACCUCUUAAUCUUACUGUUCAUAUAAUAGCUUAUCCAAAGCUAUUGAAAGUAAACUGGACUUUCCAGUCGUCUUCUACAUUAGAUGAUGAGAGAAGUCAUAAUUAUACAACCAGUCUAACAUCUGAUUUGUUUACACAUGUUGCAUACUUCUACAAGUAUCAUCUCAAAAAAGAUGAUUUCGGAAAUUAUACAUUAGCAAUACAGAAUGCCAUUGGAGGAAUAGUUGUACAUUUUUAUGUUGAUCGGGCAGGUUUGCCAGCCACACCAACUGAUCUGCUGGUAAUAUGUGAAACUAGUCCAAUGGUAGUUCUUUGGAAACCAGGAUUUAAUGGUGGGACACCCCAAUGGUUCACAGUGAUAUGGAAAGAUAUGAAAACAAACACGUCGAUAGUCAAGUCUUCAAUACCUGAUUCUGAUAACGGUCAAUAUGUCAAAGUUACAACGUCUUCUCUUAUUGAUGGAACAACUUAUUUUAUAUACGUAGAAGCAAAGGAGUUUAUCAAAUCUGAAAAUGUUAUUGCCGUCGGUGUUGGAGCUGGAAUAGGAACAUCUUUGAUGAUAUUGACACUAGCAGUAAUUGUUGUUUUUAUUGUGAAACGACAUCGUCACCGUAGAAACAAAGAUAUCAACAAACAACAUAUAGACGACCAAGCAACGUAUGCCAAUCAGAGUUUUUGA